CGUUGUCACAAUUUUACUUCAUUGUCCACAGAGAAAAUUCUGGAAAGUCUAUUAUUUUGCAGCGGCACUGUAGCAGUGUAUGUCAGAAUAAAUAACACCGUUUGGGCGAAUCGUUGUGUUGAUUUUUGUGGUGUUUUUCGUUGAAAAUAAGCGAGAAGUCUAAGAUUCAGCGUAAGAUUAUAAACAAUAAUUCAUACCUCAGGGCCCGGUGUUUCUACGCAGUUUUACAAUCUGUCUUUCUACGUUUGUAUUUUGAAUUUUGAAUAAGAUGGCCGACGUUGAUGACCUCACCGAGGCAGAGUUGCACACGAAACUCAUCAAGGAACAAAUGGAGGAACUAAAGCAAAAAGAAAAAGAAGUCGAAACGUUGCAGCAAAUUUUAGACGACCAGUACAAGAAGAAGAAGAGCGUGGAGGAGAUACUAGAUUGGCAUUUGCAGGAGGAAAGCCGCCGAUUGGCGAGAGAAUGCGCCCUCUAUAACAUCCGAGAACACAAACAGAAACUAAAACAGAAGGCCAUAGAUAUCCAGGAGAAUCUGGCCAUGGAGAACGAGAUCCUUCUAAAGCUGGAGAAUCUGGAACUCGACAGGGUUAUACACGACGCCAUGAACCGCCAGCAGGUCAAGGAAAGCUUUGAAAAGUACGCCAACUUGGUCAAAAUGCAACAAGAGUUGGAAAAGGAUCGAGAAAAGGAAUUGGACUUCGUCUUUGAUUCGGAAGCAAAGAUCAUUUUUGAGAGACAAUCUGAGGUGUGGAAAAGUGAAGAAAAAGAUCGACAAAAUUUACUGAAAGAAGUGCUGGCAACCGUCAAACAACAAAUCGAGGAUAACCUCGAAAAAAAUAGAGAAAGACAAAGGGAACUUGAAAGAGAAAAAGAAGAGCACGAGAAAAACAUACAAGCGUACAAUGAGGAGUUGGAAAAGCUCAGCAGAGAUAAAGAAAAUAACCCAAACAGACAAUUCCAACAGGAAAAUAUAAAAUUAAAGGAUUUGGAUGAUGAGUUGGAAGGAAUAGAGAUAGAAGAAGAAUGGUUGAAGAAAGAGGUUUUAAGUACACAGAAAAAACAUUUUGUUGAAGCUUCCACAAUAGGAACACAUCGUUUUUAUUGAUCCGUAAUUUAAUUAUUAAUUUAUACUGUUAUAUUAAUAAAGUAAAUAUUUAAAAAAAGUAAAAUCUUAAAAAAAUAUUAAGCUUAUUAAAAAAAUAUUAAGCUUAUUAAUCUGUCAGCUACUACUACUACAGUAUGUAUAGUAUAUAGUUUAAACCUCUUUAAAAUCUCAAAAAAAUAUUAGAAACAAAUAAUAAAUUUGUUAACAGCUUAUUAAUCUAUCAGCUACUACUACUAUAGUAUGUAUAGUAUAUAUCUUAAACCUAAAUAACCGAAAUUUUUUGUAAUAUGAAUUAUAAAACCCCCUCAUACUUAUUUUUAAAUGCAUUGUAUUAAUAAUUAUUGUAGUUUUAAGAUGCUGG
Molecule: messenger RNA, 1469 nt
Organism: Brassicogethes aeneus
Lineage: Eukaryota; Metazoa; Arthropoda; Insecta; Coleoptera; Nitidulidae
Source: the annotation of a GenBank genome assembly